GAACUGCAAGACUUCCCGGUUUUCACGUGUGUGUUGGAAGUGGUGGAGAGAGGCUCCUUCCUGAGUGGUACACAGAUAAAGGGAUAUCUUUGAUACUCAGCACGGAAAUUGUGAAAGCAGAUCUUGCUUCAAAGACACUUAUGAGUGCAGCUGGUGAAACAUUUAAAUACCAAAAAUUGAUUAUAGCAACUGGUUCUUCUGUCAUUAGAUUAACUGACUUUGGCACAGAAGGUGCCGAUGCUAAGAACAUCUUUUACCUGAGAGAAAUAGAUGACGCUGAUGAACUCGUGAAAGCAAUCAACUCAAAGAAAAAUGGAAAAGCUGUGGUUGUCGGUGGAGGAUAUAUCGGCCUGGAGCUAAGUGCAGCUUUGAGAAUCAACAAUUUCGACGUCAGUAUGGUCUUCCCAGAACCUUGGUGCAUGCCCAGGCUUUUCACUGCCGGAAUAGCUGCUUUUUACGAAGGUUACUAUACGAACAAGGGAGUCAAUAUCAUCAAGGGCACUGUAGCCGUUGGAUUUGGCAGCAAUGACAACGGGGAGGUGAGUUCUCAAUCAUAA
Molecule: messenger RNA, 557 nt
Organism: Striga hermonthica
Lineage: Eukaryota; Viridiplantae; Streptophyta; Magnoliopsida; Lamiales; Orobanchaceae
Source: the annotation of a GenBank genome assembly